ACUUGAUCUGACCUGCCUCUCCCCCAAGGGCUUGGGAUGUGUGCAGAGCUCCGCAGGUCUGCAGCUUGACGAGGAAUCAGGAGCCUGAGUCCUUGUGGACAGUCAGGGGCACACCGGGAUAGCCCUGCCCAGAAGAGGAAAUCAGGCACUGCUGUCCCCAGGAAAAGCAACAGUGGUGUUUUGGUCACUCCCUGCUGCAGUCAGGACCUGCUCAGCUGGGUCCAAAAAACAGCGACUGUCUGUGCCCCCUGUGGUGCAGGGUGCUAGGAACAGCGACAGGAGCCGGGACAGGCCUCGGGCUGGGGGAACUGCAUGCACCUGCCCGCUCUGCCAGGGCACUUACUCCCUGUGUCCCCCACAGUCCCUACACCUACCCUACCUUCCAUGACAAGAGGAUCCAGAGGAUACUGUGCACCUUCUCCGAGAGAGUCAUGUGGCUGGAACUCCUCCUGGCCUCAGUGCUGGGCCUUGUCAUCUACCGGUUUGUCUCCCGGGACAAGGAGGAAACCUUACCACUUGAAGAUGGCUGGUGGGGCCCAGGGUCGAAGUCCUCAACCAGAGAAGAUGAGAGCAUCCGACCUUUCAAGGUGGAAACAUCAGAUAAGGAGAUCGAGGACUUACACCACAGGAUCGAUAGUUUCCGGGCAUCUCCACCUUUGGAGGGCAGUCGCUUCCACUAUGGCUUCAACGCCAGCUACCUGAAGAAAGUGGUGUCCUACUGGAGGAAUGAGUUUGACUGGAGGAAGCAGGUGGAGAUCCUCAACCAGUACCCUCACUUCAAGACCAAGAUUGAAGGGCUGGACAUCCACUUCAUCCACGUGAAGCCUCCCCAGCUGCCCUCAGGCCUCACCCCAAAGCCCUUGCUGAUGGUGCACGGCUGGCCUGGCUCCUUCUAUGAGUUCUACAAGAUCAUCCCGCUGCUGACCGACCCCAAGGCCCACGGCCUGAGUGACGAGCACGUGUUUGAAGUCAUCUGCCCCUCCAUUCCUGGCUAUGGCUUCUCAGAGGCAUCUAGCAAGAAAGGCUUUGAUACUGUGGCCACCGCCAGGAUCUUCUACAAGCUGAUGUCACGGCUGGGCUUCCAGAAAUUCUACAUUCAAGGCGGGGACUGGGGGUCCCUCAUCUGCACCAACAUGGCCCAGAUGGUUCCCAACCACGUGAAAGGCCUACACCUGAAUAUAGCUUUCAUGACAAAAAAUAUCUACACCCUGACCCCACUCCUGGGCCAGAGCUUCGGGAGAUUUCUUGGCUACACUGAGAGGGAUAUCGAGCUCCUAUACCCCUUCAAGGAAAAGGUUUUCAACAGCAUCGUGAGGGAGAGUGGCUACCUACACAUCCAGGCCACCAAGCCAGACACCGUGGGCUGUGCUCUGAACGACUCGCCCGUGGGCCUGGCUGCCUACAUCUUAGAAAAGUUCUCCACCUGGACCAACCCAGAAUACCGUGAACUGGAAGACGGAGGCCUGGAGAGGAAGUUCUCCCUGGAAGAUCUGCUGACCAACAUCAUGAUCUACUGGACAACAGGAACCAUUGUCUCCUCCCAGCGCUUCUACAAGGAGAACCUGGGUCAGGGCAUCAUGGUCCAUAGGCAUGAAGGGAUGAAGGUCUUGGUGCCCACUGGCUAUGCUGCCUUCCCUUGUGAGCUACUGCAUGCUCCAGAAAAGUGGGUGAAGGUCAAGUACCCCAAGCUCAUCUCCUACUCCUACAUGGAGCGUGGGGGCCACUUUGCUGCCUUUGAAGAGCCCAAGCUUCUGGCCCAGGACAUCCGCAAGUUCGUGUCCCUGGCUGAGCUGCAGUGAUGCCCUCGGGGAUCAACCACAGCCUCAGCAGCCGCCCUGGUACCUCCCCUGGCUCCCUUAAGAAAGACGUCCCCUUUCGAAAGAAAGAGCUUAAGAUUUUGUGCCCUGAAGGCUCUGGGAGCCUGGGUGCGCUCCUCCACAUCUCACCACCCCAUGUUAGGUCACAGACCUUAAAACAUGUGGCCACUUUAAGAGUCAGGUGCCCCCAAGUGCCCCAGCUCUGGGAAGAUAUAGCCACGCCUCCCCCAGAGGAGGGUAUAGUGAUAUUUUGUUUGUGCUUUAAUAAAUAAAGUUUGUCUGAAGAUCAGAGUGCAAAGCAGCCAUACUAAUCAGCCAUACAGGCCAGGCAGUGGAGGCACAUGUCUUUAAUCCCAGCAGCCACACUAGUCAGCCAUAGAGGCCAGGAAGUGGUGGUGCACGCCUUUAAUCCCAGUGGAAUAUAAGACAGGAGGAGACAGGAGCUCUGGGUCUCAGUCUGCAUUUAGGCUGAGGACAGGAUCGCCCAGCCUUGGUGGAGGUAAGAACUCUUAGUGGUUGGCUGCUUUGCUUUUCUGAUCUUCAA
This is a messenger RNA of Microtus oregoni (creeping vole), 2361 nucleotides long. Its product is annotated as epoxide hydrolase 1-like. Gene Ontology annotation, biological process: arachidonate metabolic process; epoxide metabolic process. The transcript has 10 exons. Gene Ontology annotation, molecular function: epoxide hydrolase activity. Bases 432 to 1799 code for a protein of 455 amino acids. The record is from RefSeq and is a predicted model, not a curated record. Lineage: Eukaryota; Metazoa; Chordata; Mammalia; Rodentia; Cricetidae.